Lactuca sativa (garden lettuce) is the source of this 459-nucleotide messenger RNA. NCBI's taxonomy places the organism in Eukaryota, Viridiplantae, Streptophyta, Magnoliopsida, Asterales, Asteraceae. The record is from RefSeq and is a predicted model, not a curated record.
AUGAGUGGGAGAGUAUUCUUCUAUGCCGAACUUAAGGCGGCAACAAAGGAAUUCAAUUGUCGCAAUUUUUUAGGUCAAGGAGGAAGUUGCUGUAAAACGGCUGGUCCAGAACGGAGAGUAGAAGCAGGACAAGGAAUCAAAGAAUUUGACACGGAGAUUGUUAUGCUGGGACGUCUCCGACAUCCCAAUUUGGUGUCGUUGGUGGGCUACUGCCAACAUGAAGAUGAAAGGCUGCUGGUGUACGAAUACAUGUCGGGCGGCCGCCUUGGAGAACAUAAUUUUGGAAGUUGCUGUAAAACGGCUGGUCCUGAACGGAGAGGAGAAGCAGGACUAGGAAUCAAAGAAUUUGACACGGAGAUUGUUAUGAUGGGACGUCUCCGACAUCCCAAUUUGGUGUCGUUGGUCCAAAAUAAUGAAACCGAAUUUUCUUCUGAUAUAAAUGUGACUUUAACUCUUUAA